ACGGCAGCGGACACACAGGUGCAAACACCGGAGGACCUUUUUGAGCUGAUGCUUCCCGCCAUCACCAUGGAAACGGAGGCCAGUCAUAUGCUGGAGGCUGCACUGGAGCAGAUGGACGACAUCAUCGCAGGUUCCAAAGCGGCGGAGUUUUCCAGCAGCGCGUAUGAGCCGCCCUCCCCACUCGGCGCGGCUCCUCUGCAGGUCGUGCAGUUGGCCGGACUGAGAGUCGCCCUGGAGCUCCGACCCGACCGGGACGAGAGAGCCGGCCUCAGAGCUCAGCUACCUCGGGCGACGGCACAGAUCCUCGUAGACUGGCUGCAGAGUGGAACUGUGGACUUCUGUUCUCCAGCCAACAAUGAAAGCUGCCAGGAACGACUUCUCCGCCUAGAAGGGGACAAGGAGUCUCUGGUGCUACAGGUGAGCGUCCUGACUGACCAGGUGGAGGCCCAGGGAGAGAAGAUCCGAGACCUGGAGAGCUGUCUGGAGGAGCACCGGAAGAAACUGGCUUCCACUGAAGAGAUGCUGCAACAGGAGCUGAUGAGCAGGAGCUCUCUGGAGUCCCAGAAGCUGGACCUGAUGGACGAGAUGUCCCACCUCAAACUGGAGCUGGUCAGCGUGGAGAGGACGCACACCGACGCCCCGCCACAGGACCCCGCGGACGCCCAGCAGAACAAGGCCGAGUGUGUGGUGAAUUUCAUCAGCGAGCUUCAGGAGCAGAUGUGCAGGUUUCAGGAGGAGAUCAGCACUCGCAUCCAGGAGAAACGGGCCCUGGAGGAGAGGGAGUCCCGGCGGGGGGAGGCCGGGGGCGGCCUGAGCCAGGCCGGGUUAGCCGGCUCGGACCGGAGGGAGCGCCACGGAGGAGAGACUGUACACGAUUUGCUACAAGAAGUGAAGCAGCUGAGGAGCAGAUUGGAGGAAGUGGAGGGAGAGAAGGAGCAGUCUGAGAGGAGACUGAGAGCCACUAAGCUGUCCAGCUCGCACUCUCUCCGCGCGUGUUACCAGUCGCUCGUGACCCAGCUGUCCAGCCUCCGGCUGACGGUGGAGCGCACGCAGUCGGAGAAGCGGCGCUGGGAGGAGCGCUGGCGCGGCGCGCAGGCGCAGAUAUCGGAGCUGCAGCAGCUUGUGGCGACAAAAGACGCCGAGAUCGAAUGUCUGCAGACCCAGCUGCUGGCCCGGGGCGGCUCAGCCAAUGACAACGCGGAGAGAGAAGAGGUGUAUAUCAAGCAGCUGAUUAACAAAUACCAGGAAUACCAGAGGCUGAAGGUGGGGAUGGAGUCGUUGUUAUCUUCAAACGAGGAAAAGGACCGACGCAUAGAGAAGCUGACCGUCCUGCUCGGCCAGUACAGGAGGAUGAGGGACGCCAUGGCGCUCACGCAGGGGAGCAGCGAGGAGGAGCUGGACGGCGGUCUGCGGCCCGGAGCCCUCGCGCUCAAAGCGCCGUCUGAUUGCGGCCGGUCAGAGAUGUCAUCCAGAGGCUCGUCUCCACUGAUGCUGUCUUCCUCGCCCUACCUGAGAGAAUCGGACUCCAGCCUCCGGAACUCGGCGAACACUGCGCAGGCGUCCACCGGGGACGCCGGCUUCCUCAACGGCCCGUGGCAUCGCUGCAGGUUGCUGUCCAGCAGCCUGGAGGAGCUGCAGAGUGGCUCCUUCCAAAAGGCUGUACAGAUCCAGCCCCUUGAAAGUGAAUCAGACACAAGGGCAGAGGAUGCUCAGGUGGAGGCGAGCAAGUACCAGACUCUACCCGGGAAACUGAAAGGUAAAAACAGAGAGCCGAGAGCCGAGCUGAAAGGAGACCGAGGGCCAGACGGACACUAUUUGUCUUCUGACCAGGACCAGGACCAGGACUACAGUCUCAUCCGGUGCAGGAGUGCCAGCGCUCCGGCUUUAGGGCAUCCAGAAAGGCCGGAGGAGUGUCUUCAGUCGGACCAGUCUGCCCUGUCUUCUGGAGUGGACUCUGGGCAGCAGUCCCCCGUCUCACCGGAGGGCAGGAAGAGCCACAGGGGCAUUAAGAAGUUGUGGGGAAAGAUCCGUCGCAGCCAGUCGGGCAGUCCGGCCCAAGUCCACGACCCCGAGCUGGGCGAGCUCAGGAGGGGGGGCUUCAGAGCCACAGCUGGACCGAGACUGGCCCGUCCGGGGAACACACGAGACCUGAAGGGGCCUUUUUCUAAGUGGAGCACAGAGCAGGUGUGCGGCUGGCUGGAGGAAAUUGGACUGGGCCAGUACGGCCUCCUCGCUUGCCACUGGGUCACCAGCGGUGAAACCCUGCUGUCGGCCACCCUGCAGGACCUCGAGAAGGAGCUGGCGAUGAAGAACCCGCUCCACAGGAAGAAGCUCCAGUUGGCCAUCAAGGCGUUCGGCAGUGGGCGGCCGGAGAAGUCUGCGGAGCUCGGCUACAUCUGGGCCACACGUUGGCUCGAUGACAUCGGACUCCCUCAGUACAAGGACCAAUUCAACGAAGGAAGGGUUGAUGGGCAGAUGCUGCGUUACCUCACGGUGAGCGACCUGCUCUUCCUCAAAGUGACCAGCCAGCUGCAUCACCUCAGCAUCAAGUGUGCCAUCCGCGUUCUCCACCUCAACAAGUUCAACUCCAACUGCCUCAAGCGCCGGCCCGGCAACGAGAACCAAUACACCCCCAGUGAGGUGGUGCAGUGGUCCAACCACCGGGUGAUGGAGUGGCUGAGAUCCGUGGAUCUGGCAGAGUACGCACCGAACCUGAGGGGCAGCGGCGUGCACGGAGGGCUGCUGAUGCUGGAGCCUCGCUUCAACUCCGACACGCUGGCCAUGCUGCUCAACAUCCCCCCUCAGAAAACGCUGCUGAGACGCCACCUCGCCACCAACUUCAGCAGCCUGGUGGGAGAACAGGCUCACCGGGAGAAGAGGGAGUACGCGGAGGAAGCGGGUUACGCCCCGCUCAGCAUCACGGCUAAAGUCAAGCCCAAAAAGUCGGGCCUCUCUAACUUGACCCACCUCAGGAGGAGGCGGGCGGAGGAAUCCACGGACUACGUCUGUCCAAUCGAGUCGUCCUCGCCUCCGUCGGGACGGCCCGCAGCGAACGGGGGUCAGGCGGCGCGGCCCCACUCCGGCUUCCGAUCCCUGAGCCCCAUCCUGGACGGGGAGCCCGACCGCUCCGGGCACCAGAAGGCGAUCACAAAGGGUACCAUGUUGCAAAUAGAAGCUCUCUCUGAAAGCAUCAACAACCUCACAUACCUGCUGAGCCGGGACGAGCUGCAGAAGGAGCGGAGGCGCUCUGCGAUGGCUAGUUUGAAGGACAAUGACCUGAUGCUGUCGGCUCACUAAUGCUGUCAAUAAACCGCUUCAACCCUAAAGUGACCCUCGAGCGCUGGAGCUGCUCAAACCUCACAGAGUCCCUCUGAAGUCCCUCUGUUCUGGACUCAGGAGCACCAGUGGAAACCAUCAUCACGGAAUGAUAAUAACGGAAAUCUUUGUUUAAUUUUGAACAAUAACUAAAGUGUCACUCAUUGGCCCUUUGGGGUAUUUGUUUUACUGCUUCCUUUGUUUAUCUAUGCAAUGUGCCCUCAAAAGAUCGUGCAUGCUUGUAUAUGAAUGGGAGGAACGGGACACGUCUCCUGCGUGCAUGUGAUAUGCAGAAAGGCUGAUCAAACACAGGAGCCAAGGUCACAGAGGGAGCUUCAGCCACCGACACUUGGGUUCCUCAGGAGGAUCCCAUUGAAAUCUAGAGACACCACCUUCGUGUCUUCACAAAAGGCCGACGCAUCAGAGGAAGAAGAUGAUUCCUCUGGAAUCUGGUUGAUGGUGACCUGAAUUCUCCACUGUCCAUAGGCAGGAUUAAGAAGUAUAAAUGUAGAACUUCUAACCGAGCACCAAUGGUAAUAGUGCCGUCGUUGGAGCUUUGCUUUGUUUAAUACCUAGCGUGAAAUUAAGUCAUUGACAUCGAUAGAAUUAUUAAUAAUCACUUAGAGAAUUAAACAAAUGUGUAAGAUAAGGGGCAGAUGUGAGUGAGGAACGACCACACGGCCGUGUUCCUCGCGUAGUUAAACCUCUGUCUGUAGGUAAGUCUAUAUGUGGUUACUAAAUGAUGAUCUCACUGAUGAGGUUUGGUCCGGGAAGCGUUGGGCUGGAGAGGCCGAUCCCCUGACAGCCUGAUUCCUUAAUCCUAUCGUUUGACGCAGCCAAAGCGUAAAAAGAGUUGGUUGGAGAUGCUACAGUCUUCACCUUUCGCCGACCAGUCGGCUCGCAGAGGAAAGGUUACCGGAGACUUAACCUGUCAGGUGAGUCGAUUAGGAAAGAAGGUUUUCAGAGAGGCGGUUUCUCAUUGACUCAGUCCCGAGCAGAGGGACCCUGUGGUGUCUGUGACUUGACCGAUCGGACCUCAGGGCUGUUUCACAGAGAAAUCAAACACAUAGCGUUUUAUGUCUCGGAGCAGCGAUGCAUUCCACGACUCAGCCUGGGUUUGUGUGCUAUGAUGGGUAACCAGCUACCAUCGAGCUCGUUUGGGGACGGUGACACCGUUACAUAAUCCGUUCACUGAAAACACGUACUUCUCUUUGAUGCGAGGCUGAAUGAUUAAGGCACUGUCACUGUUUGUACCUUAAAAGUGGAUCAAAUAAAGUAGAGAAUCAAUCCAAUUAAACACACUUGACAUCCUCAGACCUGAAACCCUCACAUUGGCACAGGACAAACUCCCCCAUAUCGGAAAUGGAAGAAACCUUAGGGAACGGCAGAGACAAAGGAAGCGGAGUCGGUGAGAGACAAUUAGGUGUCAGAUACCUUUAUUAAAUUCAGUACAUUUACAUCUUUGUAUUUGUUACAUUUUAUUUUACAGUGUCAAGAAAACACAAUUUAGGUCGAGUCGGAUGUUGCCUCACACAUAAGGGUGAUACCAGUCGCCUCCACACAGUGAGACACACAUUAAUGAACAACAGCAUCUGAACAGUGUUGCUCUCGGUACUGACAAAGGUCUAGCGGGAUGAACGCACAGAGAAUGCUCACUCAUCUGCGGCGUUUUCCUUUUGCAUGGAGAAGGGGUCAAAAGGAGGAUGUAUGUGUUGUAAAAACUGCAAUAAUGUCAAUGAUAGUCAGCAGAGCUGUUAAGACUCCAGACUGUCUGAACUCUCUGAUUACAAUGAUAACUGUGUGCGUCACGUCAGCUCCAAGGUCAUGGGGUAAAACGUAGGUCCUCGGAUAAAGAACAUGUCGGUCCAUAUCCAUGGCCAAUUACGGGCACUCGGUGAUGCACAAAGCUCUUUGAGUUGCUUUGAUGCAUGACAUGUCUGUCGAUUCUGUCUCCUACUUGUAUCAUUUAAUAAAUGUCCUGUAUAAUGAUC
Molecule: messenger RNA, 5306 nt
Organism: Gasterosteus aculeatus aculeatus (three-spined stickleback)
Lineage: Eukaryota; Metazoa; Chordata; Actinopteri; Perciformes; Gasterosteidae
Source: RefSeq, a predicted model, not a curated record